AUGGCGCCCUCCCGCACAAACCCCCUCAAGGAAGCCCGCUCCUGCCUCACCCUCUUCACUCACUCUCGAUCAACCCGCUGGCCUUCUCGCACCGGCCUCGCGACCGACAUCCUCCUCUUUCUCUCCAUCCUCUUCGCGGUCGCGCAACUCGGCUUGUGCGUUGCCAUGGCCCACCGUCUACUCGCCUCUCCUCAAAGCGAAGUUGAAUGCUUGAAUGUGGAUGCUGGUAGCAACUUUGACUUCACCAACAUGGCUAUCUACUUCGGCUUCGCGCUCGCUGCCGCAUACAUCAACCGCAAGACCGACGCGCAACAGUCGAUGCGACUAGACGAUCUCAGUGGCUCUUCUGCCCUUACCCCCGCCCAACAAAACCUUCGCGACUUCCCUUCUUCUGGCAUCAGUGCUCAGGCUACGCCCGUUCCGAUGAACAACUUCGGUCUCACUUUCAUCGAUGGUACUCCCAACCCCAGCAGUCAGCAGCCCAAGGCUGCGAGGUCACGGACGGAGGAGGAGGAUCUAGAGGCCCGAGCAAACCCAUUCACGGAUCCGGCGAAUGUUGUGCCGCCAGAGCCGGCAAGACAAUGGAGGUAG
Molecule: messenger RNA, 591 nt
Organism: Alternaria hordeiaustralica
Lineage: Eukaryota; Fungi; Ascomycota; Dothideomycetes; Pleosporales; Pleosporaceae
Exons: 2
Coding region: 1-591 (196 amino acids)
Source: RefSeq, a predicted model, not a curated record